UGUGUGUGUGUGUGUGUGUGUGUGUGUGUGUGUGUGUGUGUGUGUGUGUAACUUAUUUUACUUUAUGUAUUGACUAUUAUUGUCUGAUCUUUCUGCAAUGGCACUUGAUAUGUUUUUGUUGUCAUGGUCAUGUUCUUUUGAGCUUCAUAAAAAAGGUUUGAGAAUGUAAAAAAGCCAAAAUGUAUUUUAUUAAUGAAAUUAAAUGACAUUAAAACAUAACUGGUGCCUAAUUUUUGUAACUAAGACCACUAGAGAGAGCUGUUGUGUCCGUCUUUCUGUCUGUCUCUUGCAGCCUCCUCCUCUCCCUUUGUGUCUCUUGUCUUCUCACUUACUCUCUGUAUCAGUCUCUUGUCCUGUCUCACACACUCUCUCUCUUUCUCUGAUGUGCUGACACUUCUGUGACUCUGCUCUGAGCCCUUUCACUGUGGUUAUCAUCAUGGCUGACAUCCUGAUUACGGUGAGAUGGGCAAAACCCCAUGCUAUUCCUCUUUUCAUUUCAGCUGUGCUGAUCUCGUCUGUUCUCCCAGGCCUGUGGCUGCACACAGAAGGUCACUUGCUUUCUUCUUGCACACUCAAUGUGAGCAUUCAGGAUUUAGGCUGUCACCUGCAGUGGAAUUGCCCUGAUGUCAACUCUGACACAGCCUUCACUGUUCAGACAAAGGCUCAAGGAGAAGAGUGGCAGAAUGUAUCAAGCUGUUUCCAGAUCUUCGUCAGUAGCUGUGAUGUAUCUCAGGGCAUAACAGAUUUUGACGUGUAUAACUACAUCAGAGUGGGUCUGGGCUACAGUUCUGAGGACCUGCUAUGGACAGAAUCUGUAUCCUGCGACCCACUUAAAGACCAAAAUGGAAGGUUCAGCCCUCCCUCUAUUUCCAUCUCCCUGGAGGAGCGCAGGAUCUGGGUGGAGGUGGCCUUCCCCUGUGCUCCUGCAGCUGCUUGCUGGGAGCAGACGCCCGCUCUGAGAUGUUGCUCCGUCAUUGACUUUUUGCAGCUGAACACCACACUGUGGCUUUACAACAAGCACAAUGCGUCUGACGCUCAGACUCGCACUGAGCUGGUGCAGAAGGGCGGGCCCUUCAGCGUGGAGUUUAUUUGGCUCACUCCGGGUCAGGAGUACUGUGUGGUGGUCUCCACCGCUUCCUCCCCCUUUUCCCGUCCGCAGUGUGUUUAUGUGCCUGUGCUGGAGAACCUGAACUUGGUUGUGCUGGGACUGAGUGGUGUGCUCAUUACUUUUCUUCUCAUUGCUGUGUGUGGGCUGGGGAUCCGGUGGGCCUCAUCUGACAGCACACUCCCUAAAUCUCUGUUGGCUCUUCAGAGUGUGAACCAGGAGGACCCAUUUGAGAGUGAGUUGAGACGGCCAUCCCUGGAGGCAGAGGGCCAUGUUCUCAGCCAUCUCUCGAUCAUCUCCCUCUCCAACAUGGUAGUUUUUGAGCCCGACUCACACCAAGAGCCCUCCUCAAGCCUAGGCGCUGGGUACUACGCUUCGCCGCUGCUCCAGCACAGCGCCUGCCCUGGAGACCAUGAAGAGACUGGAGACUUGGAGACAGAUGGUGGUUCAUCUCCGCCUGAAGGACCGGAGUUUGUGCAGCUAUGGGAGCCGGCUCAUGCAGAUUCCCUUCCUCUGGGUCUCCCAGGGGUCCCGCUGAGCUCCGUCAGACUGGCCAGGGCACAGGGGGAUGAGGCGGAGCUUCAUCACCUACCCAGUUUGCUUAUGAACCUGAACGGCGACCAUGAUACGCAUGCACAGGCUGCUGGAUAUCCGGCAGAACAGAACAUGAGUUCUGAUAUCAAACUCAUGUUCUGACUUUCCUACUCAAACUUGAUCUAUCUUGAUCCUCUACUAACUUUAAUCCAGGCUGUUUUAAAAUCCCACCAGGCAUUCUAGCUAUAGUAUUGCCUACUGCUCUAAACCCAGAUAUACUUCAAGUGAAAACCUGAAGCCUUGGGAUAUGAUUUCUAAGUAUUGUUCCCCACAGUUUUUAUACAAUUCACUAAUCAGUGCCUGAGACCAAACUCACUUCUUUAAGGACCCUUCUGAGGCUGCCUAGCACAACCCUGUGCAGUUGGAGUCAUUUUGUGUGCCAGUCUAUGCCACCUUGUAUAUCUUAUUUUAUGUGUGAAUAAAUCAAAUAAAUGGUGAAAUGGAAA
Electrophorus electricus (electric eel) is the source of this 2145-nucleotide messenger RNA. RefSeq lists its product as uncharacterized. The record is from RefSeq and is a predicted model, not a curated record. Gene Ontology annotation, biological process: cytokine-mediated signaling pathway. NCBI's taxonomy places the organism in Eukaryota, Metazoa, Chordata, Actinopteri, Gymnotiformes, Gymnotidae. Gene Ontology annotation, cellular component: plasma membrane. Gene Ontology annotation, molecular function: cytokine receptor activity; protein binding.